This is a messenger RNA of Auxenochlorella protothecoides, 774 nucleotides long. RefSeq lists its product as hypothetical. The transcript is spliced from 4 exons. The record is from RefSeq and is a predicted model, not a curated record. Lineage: Eukaryota; Viridiplantae; Chlorophyta; Trebouxiophyceae; Chlorellales; Chlorellaceae. Bases 1 to 774 code for a protein of 257 amino acids. Gene Ontology annotation, molecular function: DNA binding.
AUGGUGGGUGACGGGCGAGGAGAAGAGGACAUUGCGCGGCAGCAGCGUCGGGCCCUCAUAGAGGGCGCCGGCCCAUCUCUGGCGCGCUUUCUCAAGCUGCUGAGGGAGCAGGAGGCGGAGGUGGACCAGGCCAUCGAGAAGAUCCAGGCCGCCAAGGCGGAGGCCUCUGCCGCAAGGCGGCCCCUCAGCCCUGGUGGGCUGGACCCCGCCCGUCGCCUGCGAUUGACCCUGGAUCUGGCCGAGGCCGCGCGAGCAGAGGAGUGGCUGGUGUGCGAGCAGGGCCGGGGCUACACGGGCGUCGUGGCUGGCUGGGAGCAGGUUUGCGGCGAGGGCCCCGCCUGGCUGGCAGCCGCGGGCCACGACCGCGCAGGGGCCCCGGGGCCCUGGUACUUCCUGCUGGUGGAGGAGGUGGCGGGUCGGGGCCCCCGCUCCGGCCUGCCCCCUGUGGCCCUGGUGCCGGAGGGCGCCCUGGAGCCCGCGGGCGACCCCUCCCUUGUCCCCGGGGGCGCCCACCCCCUGCUCAGCCUGCUGUUCCUGGGGAAGGACGCAGAGGGCAACCACCUGCCCUGCCGCCAGCUGAGGCAGAGGUUUGGGGCGGAGAGGCGCGACGUGCACCCUCCAGGGUCGGACGACGAGGAAGGAGAUGCAGAUGGGGGCACGCGGUUGGAGGACGAGGAGGGCAUCCCGCAGGACCCUGGCAACCGGCCCAGUGGGAGGAAGACGCUGCCCGGCAUCGACAUGUCCUCCCUGGAUGACACCGGGGGUGACCUCUGA